This is a messenger RNA of Andrographis paniculata, 2036 nucleotides long. RefSeq names its product tubby-like F-box protein 8. The record is from RefSeq and is a predicted model, not a curated record. Lineage: Eukaryota; Viridiplantae; Streptophyta; Magnoliopsida; Lamiales; Acanthaceae. Gene Ontology annotation, molecular function: protein binding. The coding region runs from base 448 to 1758 and encodes 436 amino acids. The transcript has 7 exons.
AUUGUGCCCACUAACCUAACCACCACAGCAAUCAUAAACUAUCCAUCCAUCCGUAGACCUUCCGUUUCACCAUUUGUGUUUUGUUUCUUCAAUUCGGACUGGAAUUCACCCGCAAUUGCUGAGUGGAUGAGCACAGCAAGGAGGCGAUUCUCGCUGUGACUGUCUCUUGAGUGUAGAUCUCCGACGCCAAGUGCCUCAGUCUUAGAUUCCUUGUCGUUGUGGUGUUUGAAGUCAAUGUGCGGUUGAGAUUUGUUGAAAUCCUUCAUUGCUGAAGCUUUCUAGUUUGUUCUGUUGGUAUAUUGAAGUCCAACAAAGCCGUGUAGAUUUCGUUUCAGAUUUUACUUGCUGGGGAUAAUAUUUUGGAUCUCUGGAGAAGAGAUGGGGUUUUAUGUGUUGCUGCUCUUUUAGCAGCUCUGGUGCUCUUGUUAAGGGUACUUCAGGAGAGCAAUGUCAUUCCGCAGCAUAGCUCGAGAUAUAAGAGAGAGCAUUGGGAAUAUAUCACGGAGAAGUUUUGACUUGAGGCUGCCUGGGCAUUACAGGGGAAAAUCACAUGGUUCUUUUCAAUAUUUGAGUGACCAGCCUUUGGUUAUCCAGAAUAGCCACUGGGCUAACCUCCCUCCAGAGCUACUAUUUGAUGUAAUCAAAAGAUUGGAAGAAAGUGAAAGUAACUGGCCUGCUCGGAAGAAUGUAGUUGCCUGUGCUGGUGUUUGUCGCUCUUGGAGGAGCAUGUGCAAGGAAAUUGUCAAAAAUCCUGAUUUAAGUGGCAAACUCACUUUUCCUGUUUCCCUAAAACAGCCAGGAUAUCGUGAUGGAACAAUUCAGUGUUUCAUAAAGAGGGACAAAUCGAAUUUAACUUACCAUCUUUAUUUAUGUCUUAGUCCCGCUUUGCUUGUUGAGAAUGGAAAGUUCCUUCUCUCUGCGAAGAGAACCCGUAGGACUACCUGUACAGAGUAUGUCAUCUCAAUGGAUGCAGAAAACAUUUCGAGAUCGAGUAGCACAUAUAUUGGAAAAUUGAGAUCAAAUUUUCUCGGCACAAAAUUCAUAAUAUAUGACACGCAGCUUCCACAUUCAUGCUCCUCCACAUCACAACCCGGAAGAACAAGUCGUAGGUUCCAUUCCAAGAAAGUAUCUCCGAAAGUGCCAACAGGGUGCUAUAACAUAGCCCAGAUCACGUACGAGCUGAAUGUGUUGGGAACACGCGGUCCACGCAGAAUGAACUGCCUUAUGCACUCAAUUCCCAUAUCAUCCCUGGAACCUGGUGGGGUGGUGCCCGGGCAACCCGAACUCCUCCCAAGAUCCCUGGAAGAGUCGUUCCGGAGCAUGUCCUUCUCAAAAUCCCUCGACCACUCCACUGAAUUCAGCAGCUCCAGAUUCUCGGAUGUUGCAGGGCUCUCCUCAACUGAAGAUGAGAGCAGUAAAACCUGGCCCUUGAUUCUGAAAAACAAAUCCCCUCGGUGGCACGAACAGUUGCAAUGCUGGUGCCUCAACUUUCGAGGACGGGUGACAGUCGCCUCUGUCAAGAACUUCCAGCUGAUUGCCUCCACGCAACAAGCGGCAACAAGUGCCCCAACAGCUUCUCAGCCAUCGCAGCAGCAGCAGCAGCAGCAGCCGCCGCCCCCUGACCACGACAAAAUCAUCCUCCAAUUUGGUAAGGUAGGUAAGGAUAUGUUCACCAUGGAUUAUCGAUAUCCCUUAUCUGCCUUUCAGGCAUUUGCAAUUUGCCUGAGCAGCUUCGACACAAAAUUGGCCUGCGAAUAGCCUGCCUGUUAAGGGAUGGUCUCGCCUCGAUCGAACCUCAAAAUCAAAAUGGAAUGAGGCAAAUACAGAGACAGGUCAGGUCAAGUCAGAUCCAUUCAUGUAGCUUUUGUGUUGUGUUGUGUUGUGUAGUGUAUAUUUUGAUUUUCGAUGUGUAAAUUUGUGAGUUUGUUGUGUUGGUUGAUGUUUGUUGUAGAAUGAAACCUUUGCAAUAAUUUCAGCAGUUAUGUGUCUAGUCAUAAAACACUAGUAUUGGAUACUUUUCUUUGGUCAUUCAUGAA